AUGUUUGACAACGUCGUUUUUAUGUCGACUAAAUUUUUCAAGAAAAGUUCUAAGAUCGAUCCCGACGAUUCUUUAACAAAAGAAAAGGUGAUAUAUACAACAGACUGUUUGAAGCGCCCAGAACUUAUUAACGACGUCAUCCAAAAUUUUGAAAAACAUUAUUUGAUGGAAUUAAGACUGAAAGACAAAAAGUUUAUAAACAACAUCGACGUGACUCAGAUUACCAGUCUCACUGCACUGAGUGUAUUCCAACCACUGGGAACAGUCAAUUUGAAAAUACCAAGUGGUGUUGAGAGACUUGAAAUAUAUGCACACGAAUAUAAAAGUUUUAAAGCAAAUUUGGAGAAUGUAAAACACUUAGAAAUUGUUGGAAAUUUAGAAGAAAAGAUGCCCGAAAAUAUUGAAUUUUUGAAGACUGGAAAAAUAAGGGACUGGAGUUGUUGCACCAAGUUAAAAGAAAUUGUGUUGACCAAUUUUGAGAGUGAAAAUCGAGGAAAUAUACCAAAUGAAAUGGUACAACUCAAUUUACCAAUUUGCACAAGUAAAUUGGUAGUUGAAAAAACAAACGGAUACAAUUUUGAUUUAUCAGAAAGUUGUGUUGAAUUACUGGAAGUAAUUAACAGUCGAAUUGAUACCAUUGUUGCACCUAAAAGUAUGAAGAAAAUAAUGUCUGAUUUCAAAAUCGGAGAAAUUGUUAAUUAUUUGGGAGAAUAUAUUUUAUUAAAAGAUGUUAUAGAACCCAAAGUCGAUGAUGAAAUAACAGAUGAAGCAAAGAAAUGCGUUUUACAAUAA
Messenger RNA from Entamoeba invadens IP1, 792 nucleotides. RefSeq lists its product as hypothetical. The record is from RefSeq and is a predicted model, not a curated record. The transcript has a single exon. Bases 1 to 792 code for a protein of 263 amino acids. NCBI's taxonomy places the organism in Eukaryota, Evosea, Mastigamoebida, Endamoebidae.